AUGAGUGGAAGGUCGUACGGCAUGCGCAGCCCAACCCUUGUCAUAUUCGUGGCGUCCAAAUGCAGGGUCACUUUUAUGGAGUCGUUCUCCGAUGUUUGCAGUGGCUUCUCAGAGGGGGUAUUGCGCUUGAAGCAAGGGAUCAUCUUGACAUGGUUGGUUAAUGAGCUGUCACUGCACUCCUCUAUAUUUUCCUCGCGGAAAAGGUCCGGCCAGAUGAGAAUGCCUAUCUCCCAGCUGCAGAUUCUCACCUCCCCGUGGGUAUUAGCCCCAGCUCCCCAUGCUUGGGUCGAGAGGUUAGCGGAUGUAAUCAUUGCCCAAUCGAUGCUGUCCAUGUCUGAAUCGGAAAACCGGAUGUAA
This is a messenger RNA of Trichophyton rubrum CBS 118892, 357 nucleotides long. RefSeq lists its product as uncharacterized. NCBI's taxonomy places the organism in Eukaryota, Fungi, Ascomycota, Eurotiomycetes, Onygenales, Arthrodermataceae. The transcript has a single exon. The coding region runs from base 1 to 357 and encodes 118 amino acids. The record is from RefSeq and is a predicted model, not a curated record.